Messenger RNA from Cladophialophora bantiana CBS 173.52, 288 nucleotides. RefSeq lists its product as uncharacterized. The record is from RefSeq and is a predicted model, not a curated record. Gene Ontology annotation, molecular function: catalytic activity. Bases 1 to 288 code for a protein of 95 amino acids. NCBI's taxonomy places the organism in Eukaryota, Fungi, Ascomycota, Eurotiomycetes, Chaetothyriales, Herpotrichiellaceae. The transcript has a single exon.
AUGAAGUCUUUGGCAGCUGUCCGGAUAGGGUACGCAGAUCAUCUCAUUUCUCGAGCAGCCGAUGUCGUCUUGAAGGAACGACGACGCCUCGUCCUUGUUAUACGUGAGACCCACUUGAGUACCAUUCACCUAGAGAAUAUGACAGGCCUUAGCCGCAAUGGGACCAUUAUAAUUCCACCAGUUCCGGCCUUUUAUACAGAGCCUGAGACGCUAGACGCCGUGGUGAACCAGACUGUGGGAAGGAUCUUGGAUAUGUUCCACCUGGACACCUCCGGAUUUGAGAGAUAG